Molecule: messenger RNA, 3464 nt
Organism: Manihot esculenta (cassava)
Lineage: Eukaryota; Viridiplantae; Streptophyta; Magnoliopsida; Malpighiales; Euphorbiaceae
Product: kinesin-like protein KIN-UA
Exons: 19
Coding region: 274-3057 (927 amino acids)
Biological process (GO): microtubule-based movement
Molecular function (GO): microtubule motor activity; microtubule binding; ATP binding
Source: RefSeq, a predicted model, not a curated record
CGUGGGUUACCUUAGCUAUUCUCCCACACCACCAUCACUUCCACCACGCCUCCACCUCCACCUCCACCCUCUUCUUCGCUCAACUUCAAACUUAAAACCUCCCCUUUCCGGUUUUAUCCGUUCACAUCUCACAUGAUCCUCGUCCUCUUCCUCUCUCUCUCUCUCACUUAGUUUUCACAACACUAACAUUUUAUUUCCUCGCGAACCAAACAGAAGAAACGAGCAGUUAUUCUGCUUUCACUGGCCUCACCAUAGCUUCGCUUCCUUUGCACUAUGGCCGCUACAGGUUUUGGUAAUUACAGAAAUGGCACUCAAAGCAGCAGGACCUCUCUCGGUAGCUCCAACAAAGUCGACAAGCCUCUUUCUGUUUACUCAAAUCCUAAGAAUCCUUCUCUUAAAUCCAAGUCCUUGAAUAGUUCGGGCCUUCGUAAAAGCGCUCCUGGUUCUCUCGGUGCCGCCACCGGAGCCGCCAAGGACGAUGCUGGAGUUCCUGGAAGAGUUAGGGUAGCUGUGAGAUUGCGGCCUCGAAAUGCCGAAGAAAUGGUGGCAGAUGCUGAUUUUGCUGAUUGUGUAGAAUUGCAGCCUGAGCUUAAGAGGUUGAAACUUAGGAAAAACAACUGGGACUCAGAUACCUAUGAGUUUGACGAAGUGCUCACCGAGUUUGCAUCUCAAAAACGUGUAUAUGAGGUUGUAGCAAAGCCCGUUGUAGAGAGUGUUUUGGGUGGAUACAAUGGGACAGUCAUGGCAUAUGGGCAGACUGGAACUGGUAAGACAUAUACUCUUGGGCGACUUGGGGAGGAAGAUACAGCUGCUCGUGGAAUAAUGGUCCGUGCUAUGGAGGAUAUAUUCGCUGGCGUUUCUCAGGGAACAGAUUCUGUCUCAGUCUCUUAUUUGCAGUUGUACAUGGAGACUAUACAGGACCUAUUUGAUCCUACUAAUGACAACAUUUCUAUAGUGGAAGACCCAAAAACUGGAGACGUUUCCCUACCAGGAGCCAGCCUAGUUGACAUUAGGGACCAGCAAAGUUUUGUGGAACUAUUACGUUUAGGAGAAGCACAUCGCUUUGCUGCAAAUACGAAAUUGAAUACUGAAUCUUCACGUAGUCAUGCUAUUCUGAUGGUGUAUGUAAAGAGGUCUGUUAAUGGAAUAGACUCUGCUCUUUCAACCGACAAUGGGGACAGCUCCCAAGUGGUUAAAAGUCUGAAGCCUCCUGUAGUUCGGAAAGGCAAGCUUGUUGUGGUAGAUCUUGCUGGCUCAGAGCGUAUUGACAAGUCUGUUCACUAUUUGGCAGGAAGUGAGGGCCAUAUGCUAGAGGAGGCCAAAUCUAUUAAUCUCUCCUUGAGUGCACUAGGGAAGUGCAUUAAUGCACUGGCAGAAAAUAGUCCACACGUUCCAGUUCGCGAUUCGAAGCUUACUAGAUUGCUUCGAGAUUCAUUUGGGGGGACAGCAAGAACUUCACUGGUUAUUACUAUUGGUCCUUCCCCACGCCAUCGAGGAGAGACGGCAAGCACUAUAAUGUUUGGACAAAGGGCAAUGAAGGUGGAGAAUAUGUUGAAAUUAAAGGAGGAAUUUGACUACAAAAGUUUGGCUAGACGGCUAGAUAUACAAUUGGACAAAGUCAUUGCAGAACAUGAAAGGCAGCAGAAAUCAUUUGAAAAGGAAAUUGAAAGAAUAACUAGAGAAGCACAAAAUCAGAUUUCUGAAGUUGAAAGGAAAUAUGCAGAUGCAUUAGAGAAGGAAAGAGUAAAAUAUCACGAAGAGUGUAUGGAAUCAAUAAAGAAACUAGAAGAGAAAUGGAUGAAGAACCAGCAAAAGCAUGCUAUUGAUGGAAACAAGGUUGGACUCAAAGGUGAUGGUUCAGACGUGACAUCUAAGGGGGAGGUAGCUGCUGUGAAGGAAGUUGCCGAGUUAAAAAAAUUGCUUCAGAAAGAAGCACUCUUAAUGAAAGCUGCCCAAGAGGAAGUGGAUAAUCUGAAAAGUCAGUUAGCUCAAUCCAAGAAGUUGGAGGCAACAGCAAAUUCUGAGAUUUUAAAGCUUCGCAAGAUGCUGGAAGAUGAGGCAUGCCAAAAACAAAAGCUAGAAGGGGAAAUAGCAAUGCUACAAAGUCGGUUGUUACAAAUAAGUUUUGAUACUGAUGAGACAAGAAAAAGACUUGAUAAAGGUGGGUCGGAGAAAAUUCUCAGUGGUCUAGAUUCCCAAAUGUCUCAACUUCGACAACCACAGCUGAAUGCUGCAGGAAAUGGGGAAAAGGCUUCAAUUGCUAAACUCUUUGAGCAAGUUGGAUUGCAUAAGAUCCUGUCAUUGCUUGAAGCAGAAGAUGCUGAUGUGCGUAUUCAUGCUGUGAAAGUUGUAGCAAAUCUAGCAGCUGAAGAAACAAAUCAAGAGAAGAUUGUGGAAGCUGGUGGUCUCACGUCUCUGUUGACACUGCUAAAAAGCUCUGGGGAUGAGACCAUACAUAGAGUAGCCGCUGGUGCAAUUGCUAAUCUUGCAAUGAAUGAAAAAAACCAAGAGCUCAUAAUGGCUCAAGGGGGCAUCCGUUUUUUAUCCAUGACAGCAGCCAAUGCUGAGGAUCCUCAAACGCUUCGAAUGGUUGCUGGAGCCAUAGCCAAUCUUUGUGGAAAUGAUAAGUUGCAAACAAAGCUAAGAGGUGAAGGCGGCAUCAAGGCUUUGCUAGGAAUGGUUAAGAGCAGGCAUCCUGAUGUUCUUGCACAAGUUGCUCGUGGAAUUGCAAAUUUUGCAAAAUGUGAGUCAAGAGCAUCAACUCAAGGAUCUAAGAACGGAAGGUCUCUUCUGAUCGAGGAUGGUGCGCUUCCAUGGAUUGUGCAGAAUGCUAACAAUGAAACCUCACAAAUCAGGCGCCACAUAGAGCUUGCACUUUGCCACUUAGCACAACAUGAACUAAAUGCCAGAGACAUGAUUAGUGGAGGUGCACUUUGGGAACUGGUUCGCAUCUCGCGAGACUGUUCAAGGGAAGACAUAAGGACUCUUGCAAAUCGAACCCUAGCAUCUAGUUCUAUUUUUCAAGCUGAAUUGAGGCGACUACGUAUAGAGCAUUGAUGAAGUUUUGGAGAUUUAGAAACGGGCAUAUCGUCUUAAAUCAUUCAUUUAUUUAUUUUUUUGUACUGAAAAGCAUAAAUUAAUUUCAUCUGGAAUUAUUUCUAUCUUCUCCUGAAAAGAGCGAGCAGGAAGACUUUCUGCUGUGUUCCUGUAGAAUUUUGUUAUCAAAAGAGGUCUGCCAGGGGGUUUGAGUACGCUUAAAGCCUUAGAUUUGUUGAUGAAGUAUAUAUUACUAAACCUAGUGAGACCCAUUUUGUAUCUUGGAGUUAGUGUGUAAAUCUCUUUGUAUAUGCGUUGAAUAGGGAACACUAACAUUCUAGCAUUUAUUGUAAUUAAAAAAAAAACCGAUUGAUGUGUUGCAUUUUCUACUUAAUUCAGGGUAUCAGCAGUAUUUGGCUAUUUGCUAC